Messenger RNA from Pseudoliparis swirei, 1283 nucleotides. RefSeq names its product cysteine-rich PDZ-binding protein (gene cript). Gene Ontology annotation, cellular component: dendrite. The transcript is spliced from 5 exons. Bases 104 to 409 code for a protein of 101 amino acids. Gene Ontology annotation, molecular function: microtubule binding; PDZ domain binding. Gene Ontology annotation, biological process: cytoplasmic microtubule organization. NCBI's taxonomy places the organism in Eukaryota, Metazoa, Chordata, Actinopteri, Perciformes, Liparidae. The record is from RefSeq and is a predicted model, not a curated record.
AACGACCGGAAAUGUACAAAUGUUGAGCGAGCGAGCUAACAUUUAGCUAACAUUAAAUUUGAUCUUGACCAACCGCAUCGAUUUUUAAUCAAACAGAGAGAACAUGGUUUGUGACAAGUGUGAGACGAAGCUUGGUAAAGUCAUCACACCUGACACGUGGAAGGAUGGGGCACGGAAUACAACAGAGGGUGGUGGGCGUAAGCUAAAUGAAAACAAGCUCCUGACAUCUAAGAAAGCCAGGUUUGACCCAUACAGCAAGACGGGCUUUGCUACCUGCAGGAUCUGCAAGAGCUCAGUUCAUCAGUCUGGGUCGCAUUACUGUCAGGGCUGUGCAUACAAGAAAGGAAUCUGUGCAAUGUGUGGAAGGAAAGUUUUGGACAUCAAGAACUACAAACAGACAUCAGUGUGACAGCGUGACGAUCACUGAACAGUUCUACGAGUGAAUAACAGAUGUGAGAUGGAUGUUUAUGUUUGUCAUCGUUCCACAAUGUCCUGUUCAAUCUUCAGCUGUAACUCUUUUGUGCUAUUUUUCUGACCUUUGUAAAAGAGAGAUUUUGAGCUGGCUUUUCCCUCUUAUUACGGAAUAUCAUAUGAUGUCCCCGGAGUUAUUACAGUGGCCGAACACGGGGAAUCACUGUCGUAUCUAAAUACACCACCUGUCAUCACCUGUUUCUCAAGUCCAGGCUUCUAGAUCUGUUUGUGUAUUUUAAAUUCAAUACUUAGCCUUUGAUUCUUUGUUGUCUCUAAAAAGUUAUUUUCUGUACGUAAUAUAUCACGUGUUGCGUUUUUAAGUGAAUUAAAACAUUCGAUAAGAAGAACACGUCACACGAUUAUAUUUUACCCCUGUCUGAUGCCAUAAAGGGUACAGAUUUAGCCUCUUUUGCACAACAUACUCAUAUUUCUCCUGUAUGCCUGUAAUAAUUGGUUUACUCUUACAUAAUCAUAUUUGGAAACUGCACACUGUGCUGCCAGGUGUGACCCCUCCUUCCCUCCUUCAUUGCUGUUGGCGAUAAAGGUUGCAGUUCACAGGUUGUCUGACGACAGACUCCUUUUGAUAUCUGAAGGCCUUGCUCUCCCUCAGGCCUGCAGCCACAUGUGCAUACACCUGUCCGUUUAUGACUUAAUGUUGUUGUACCACUGCAUAAAAUAACAUGAGUCUCUAGCUAAUACAUGUAGUAUACAGUAGGUAAUGAUGGGAUGUAGCAAAUGAGUCGGAAUAACCUUCUAAAACUACUUGUAUUACAAGUGACUCCAACUGGUUGUAUAAAUAUGUGGAUCUUCUA